Rhipicephalus microplus (southern cattle tick) is the source of this 13367-nucleotide messenger RNA. RefSeq lists its product as uncharacterized. The record is from RefSeq and is a predicted model, not a curated record. Gene Ontology annotation, biological process: adenosine to inosine editing; RNA processing. NCBI's taxonomy places the organism in Eukaryota, Metazoa, Arthropoda, Arachnida, Ixodida, Ixodidae. Gene Ontology annotation, molecular function: double-stranded RNA adenosine deaminase activity; tRNA-specific adenosine deaminase activity; double-stranded RNA binding. Gene Ontology annotation, cellular component: cytoplasm; nucleolus.
UGCCUUCCUCCUCGUCGCGAGCUUCUGCGUCGGCCGCCGCCGCCGCUCCCGCAGCAACGAACGGCCAGCAGCAGCGAGCGGUGGACGAAAAGCUCGCCAUGCGAGGUGGGAUACUUCGGGCACCGGGGCUAGCCUCCGGUGGGCUAGGCCGGCGCUAGGUCCGUGCAUUUCCCACGCCGAAAUACGCGCGCCGCCAGCUUCGUCCUUCCCCCUUUGUGAGCCUCGCUUUGUCGCAGCCACCGCGGAGAAGAAGCGGCGUCCAGCAAGCCACCACUGCUGCCCGCAGCGCCACCGAGGGGGCAGCACUUUCCUUUAUUUUUUUUGCCCUUCCGCUCAGAGGGGGGGUCCCAAACAAACAUGGUGGACGUUUGGGAUGUCCGCACUCAGCUGCUAAAUUAUUUUCACUCGCAUCCCGGCGAAAAUGUGCGCACCGUGGACCUUUGUCGCGUAAUCAAGCAACCCAAGAAGACAAUCAACAGUGUGCUCUACCGACUGCAAAGGGACGGCGUGCUGCAGAAAGUGGUCGAAAGUCCGCCGACAUGGAGGGAAGCUGGAUCGGCUGGUAGUCGCAUUGAACAGCAAUACUCGAUCGGCUAUCCGAACGACGGAGCCGCGGCCGACGGUUGGCAUAAGUUGAGAGGGCAUUCUGACGAGAACUCGACUGGCAAGCCUCUGGCCAUCACAGACGGCCGUUCGCCGCCCCCACCCUUCCCCACGGGAGCGACUGACGUGUCUGACGUGCUGGUCAAUGAGGAUGAGCAGCAACAGGGGCCGGUGCGGCUGCCCGAGAGCUCGCCUCCUCCCAACCUACCUCCCAACCUGGUGGUCACCCGCGGAGGUGGCAGGUUCGCGGCGCCUCCGUCCCUGGCUCCUCAGCAGCUGGGCGGCGCACCUCUUCCACCGCAGCAGCAGUCGCCACAACAGCCACAGCAGUCCCCACUGGGCUCUGCUCUGGUCGCGCCGGUGCCCAACAACUCGCUCGUCCCGUGCGCCAACUCCCUGUUGCCGGUGGCCCCCAACAGUGUUGCCGUCACGACCGCCAACAAUGCGGCGGCGCUGGCGGUGGCACAGCAGCCGGCGGCGGGUCCUCCCGCCGCAGCGGCAGCGGCCUCCAACAACAUCUUGCAGACGGACCUGACGGCGCUGGUCAUUUCGCACCUGCGCACCAUUGGCACGCCCGUGUACACCAAGGACAUGGUCAAGGCCCUGGGCCUGAAGCACAAGCGCGAGGUUAACCCCAUUUUGUACCGGCUCCAAGACCGGGGCGUCCUCACAAAGGUGUGGGACACGCCGCCGGCCUGGACUCUCGUGCCAGGCAGCUACGGCGACCUAGAAAGGAACAACCUCUUUGCAGCCGCCGCGGCAGCUGCGGCAGCCAGCAAGCAGCAGGCGUCGCCCCGCGACGCCGGCGCUCCGCCGGACUUUGGCGGCGACGACGAAAACAUGGUCGCCGCCGGGCCCAACGGGGUAGGCGGUCCGCGGGGAGGACCCAAGGGACCCCCGAAACCUGCCAGGCAGCCCCUCCCUCCCCACGAACUGCUGCGGCUGAGCAACACCUUUGCGCAGAUGAUGAUGCAGCAACAGGCCGCCGCUGCGGCGGCUGGCAUGGCAGCGGCCAAUGGCGGGGUCAUGCCACCGCAGGCUACGCCAGCCUCCGUGGCGGCCGCGGCAGCCAACCUCAAGAUCACCCAGUCUGUGGUGUCGCAGUCGCUAGAGGUUAGCUACGGGCAGCAACAGCAGCAGCAGCAGCAGCUGCAGCAGAGCAGCAACGGCAGCGAUGCCGGCACCAACGGGCCCACGCGGGAAGAGGCACCCGUGGCUGCGCCCACACCAGCACCGCCAUCAAAUCCUCCGGGGCCACAAAGCAUUUCCAAGUUCCCCAGCUACGCGUCCCUGACCAAAAACCCCGUGAGCGCGUUCCACGAGUUUGGCCAGAUGCAGCACGUCGAGGCCAAAAUAGACAUCGUGGCAACGGAUGGCCCGCCCCACAACCCAAGGUUCAAAGCAGUUGCAUUUCUGGACAAGAAACCUGUGGCCGAGGCCUGGGACAAGACCAAGAAGGAGGCCAAGCACCAGGCAGCCGAACUCGCCUUCCGUAAGCUGGUGGCAAGUGGUGCCCUCGCCUCCGACGUCCCCUCCCCAGAGACGGACAUCCUGAGCAGUCAGGAUGAGAGCAUCCCCAUGUUUGAUAUUAUUGCUGCCCUCAGUCACCGCGAGUUCAGCCAGAAAGUGCUGGAGGUGCCCGAGUACGUGGGCGGCCGCAAAGUGCUCGCCGCCCUCGUCAUGAAGACCGGACCCACCGACCGGGGCACCGUGGUCUGCUUCGGCACAGGGAGCCGAUGCAUUACUGGUGAACAACUAAGCCAGGAUGGAACCGUGGUGAACGAUUCACACGCAGAAGUAAUAACAAGGAGGAGCUUCCUCAGGUUUCUAUACCAGCAGCUCAAGAGCUACGGGCCGGGGAAGGAGCAUGCCAUCUUGGAGCCCACGGAGGACGGUCAGCGCAUCCGGAUCAAACCGGAUGUCUCGUUCCACUUGUACAUUUCCACCGCGCCUUGCGGCGACGGGGCCCUAUUUGCCCACACGACGAAGCCAGACGACAAGAACAAGACUCAGGAUCAGAACAGCGAACAGCAUCACCCACUCUUCACCAAGAGCUGCCAGGGGCUCCUGCGAACAAAGCUGGAAGCAGGCGAAGGCACGGUCCCCGUGGACCUGACUACAGACUACCAGACCUGGGAUGCCAUCCUGCAAGGUGAACGACUGCGUACCAUGUCCUGCAGCGAUAAGAUUGCUCGCUGGAACGUUCUCGGUCUGCAAGGGGCUCUGCUCAGCCACUUUCUGCAGCCUGUCUAUCUGAGCUCCAUCACCCUGGGUAAUCUGUAUCACCACGGGCACCUGUCUCGGGCGGUGUGUUGCCGUCUGGAAGGAGAGCCCGGGCUGGACACCCUACUGCCGACGCGCUACUCUUUACACCACCCGACGUUGGGCUGCGUGAGCGGCCACAACCCGCCCCGUGACACCGAGAAAACCAAACCGUACUCCAUCAACUGGUGCGUAGGGGACGAGCGCCCGGAGGUUACCAACAGCGGCACUGGCAUGCGCCAGGACAGGAGCGGCACCAACCUCGAGUCCCGCGUGUCCAAGGCAUCACUGUUCUCACUCUUCAAGGACACCUGCGAGCUGCUUGGUCGUGACGACCUGCUGUGCAAGACGUACGGCGAGACCAAGGACUCGGCGCUUAGCUACCAGGGCGCCAAGAAGGUGCUCUUCGAGCGCUUCCUCAAGCUCGACCGCGGUCGUUGGGUGCGCAAGCCACCCGAGGAGGAGAUGUUUCACUAGGAUGUUCCUCGUUUGUUGGCAUUUUCUUUUUUUUUUUUUGUUGAUUCUCGCGCAAAAUUACCCUCACUAGUUUUUUCUUCUACCCCUUCCCUGCUGACUACAUGUCGGUUCACGUUGUAUUGUUGCCAUUAUUUGUCGCAAUUUUUUUUCCCUCAGUUCACGAUUUUUAUCUCUACUCAUUGCCGCCACAGGCGCUCAUCGUCGCAUGGCCAUAUUACUUCCGUCAUCACUCGCACCAUUCCUCCACGUUCAUUUUACACUUUGCGACGUGUUCAGAAACACACACUCUUUGCCGGCAUGUAUGCUCGCUUUCUACCCUCUCCGUUUCCCUCCAAGCAAAUUCACUAAUCUACGUGUAAUUCCUCGAACUUGCCCACAAUUCUAGCAUUCGUUGAAGGCAUUCUGCUACCCCUGCCUUGCUUGCACCGCAUUUUAUCCUGCUGGUUUCUCCCACAGCUUUGCUAUUUGUUUCCUUUGUUUGGUUUUGGUCCGGAAGCACUCGAACCUCGAACUGUCUCAGGUAGGAGGUCACAUGCCAACGUUUGUGGAGGGAACAUCCAAAGAGCCAGAACUUUCUCCUGUCGGUCUUUACACUGGCAUACCGCAAGAGUGCUCAUCUUCUACCCGCUGCCAUACUUUUUGGCCCUUUUACGCUGGCACCUUGGGAGACCCGAUUUAUCUGGAUGAACGAUUCCAACGAGAGACAGCUGUGCGAAUUCUGGGGAAUUGAGCGGUCAUCAGUGUGGUGCGAGCGGAGAAUUGUCUUAUUGACUUCACCUAAUAUUUUCGUCGGUAUGCUUAGCACGUGCAUGUGUCUGUUUUUCAUGGAGGACGAAGAAAUUUUAGAAAUGCGCAGUGUAAGGAAGUUCAUUUUUGCACUUUACAUUGCACUAAAAAAAUAUAUACAGUAGACUCGCGAUGAUUUAAACUCUGAUAAUUCAUACUUUCUGUUAAUUGAAACAAAAUUCAGUUUUUUGGUGGACCAUCUAUUUUUUCAAUGUAUUUAAAACCUCUUAAUUCAAACUCCAUCAGUAGCCUAAUUCAUACUUUUUUGUAGGUCCACCAGAAAAUAUCAGCUGCUUUCCCGCUACUAUUUAAAAUUUUGUGUGCUUACAUAAUCGUAACAGUCUAAAAAUGAAAAACACCGGAGGCCUUCAAGAAAAAAGGCUUGCAAGUAAACAAAUGUUUUAAAUGAAGCACAUGCAUGGUAAACUGUAAUGCUUCUCAACUGGUAUAGAAAGCUUUGUGCUGAAGGCACAUACCUGUAGCAAUGAAGCAGUUGGCAAUAAAAGAUUUCUCUAAAAGGUCUGACCAGCAGUAAAUGGCCAAUAAACUUGUGGACUCUACACCUCUGCUAUCUGUUCACUGCGUGCAGUUAGGGCUUGAAAACACUUUAAAAAUAUUUAAAUGUGAUAAAAUCAACGUCUAAUCAUAAUGCAUGUUGUUACCUCACCCAGAAUUCAUCUAUCUGAGAAGUUCUGAUGAUUAAAAAUUCUUCAUAAUUCAAACAAAAUUCAGAGGUGCCUUCGAGUUUAAAUUAACGAGAGUCUACUGUAUUUGUUGCAUGCCCUCUACAAAUUGUUCUUAUGUGAAAUCAUAGCGCUAGGGUUGUUCAACUGCCCCCUCUUUUUUGUUUGUUUGGUUUUUUCAUAGAUGUUGCGUAAGGGCUGCAGAUGGAUAUCGUGAGCUCCUCUUUUUAUAUCAUGGGCUUGUUUUGGUAAUGUUUACGGUAGCCGUAGGGGGCACUUUGUUUGCUGUUGUGUUUCACUACAACACAUGCCUCCAUAAACUAAAGUGAGUUGUCCGCAGUCACGCGGAAGUUCACCGGCCACUCUCAGUAAAAGAAACAGUGUCGUCGUGCUGCUUUUCUCCACUAUUGGAUGACACAGCUAUCUCGUUUGCGUUUGAAAAAACGCACUUUUUUUAUGCAGCCAUGCAUAUGUUACCUCCUGCUGAUAUUGAUUACUAUCCAAUCUCGAUAAACUUAUCAAUGUAAUUUAUUAUCUGCCUCUUUUACACCACUCACUGUGUGAACCCGGUACGUUAAAGCCCGUGGCCGACAUAGCCAAGAUAGUGUUUCUUCGAGGUCAAAAGUACAAAGACGAAUGAGAUGGGCCAUGCGUAAGCACGACAGGCCCCGAACGGUUUUUGCCUGGUGCACUCUACAAGCCCGGCAUGCCUCGCACGUUUUUGUUGUCGGAACGGGCUAAGCUGUAGAUAUCGUAGCUCAGUUCGCAACCUAAGUCUCAUUCGUGGGGCGAAGCUGGCAAGCUUUCGCACUUUGUCACAGUGUUAACGAGGGCUCAUUGUACUUCAAGAUAUAGCCCUGGAAGCUUCUUUCUCUUUUCCAGUGAGGAGUUACUUGUUGAAAGGCGCCGCAUGCAUCACUCAUGCAGGAGCUGCAGUGCAUUAUGGGAUGCAGAUUAUUAUUAUUAUUAUUAUUUUGUUGUGUUUGUUGCCACAAUCUUGGGCCCCAUCUAGUUUUUUUUUUUUCUGUUAGUUCCCUCAAAGUCCAACAUUUUUCUCGUACUGUCGCAUGCGUCGUGUUGGUGAUACUAUGCUGGCUUUUUUCAGCUGCAUUGUGCUGUUCACGAAAGAGGAACGACAUUUCUGACCAUGACCGUGUGUUUUCCAGUGGGGCGAAGUGAGUGAUGUUUGUUGCUUGUCUGCUUUCGCUUCCUCGAUCUUCCUUUAAAAAUUUCACCCAGUUCAUCGUCUUCUGUGCACCUCUCGUACGGCCGACAACAGAGUGUUGUUCCGCUCGAACACAAUGUGAACACGUCCUUUCCCUUUCUGCAGGUGUUGCGAAUGGCACGCUCUGUAAAAGAGCUCCUGUCAUUGCCUAAGGCGAUAACUGGUUUCGUCUGUUCAUUAUCAUCUGCCCACCUUUUUUUUCCCCACAUGCUGACGUGGCAUGCCGGAAUGAAGUUGUCUGUAAUUGCAAUUUCUUUUUCAUCAUCUCUUCAAGUCAUAUGUAUAUAUUUGCUUUUUUCUUUAAUUGCAGCGCAGCUAUUUCACAUUAUGUAUGGUCAUUAUGCUGUCACAGUCAUUACGUUCUGUUGCCAUGUCUAUUCAUUCGUAAAGUCGUCUUGCAAGCUGUUCAGCAUAGGUGUCACCCCUAUGGCGUCUUGUGUGUGUGUUUUUUUUUCUUCAUAUAUGUCACUCUCACAUUGCAUUCUUUUCUUUAUUAUUAUUAUUGUUGUAGUCUCAUCUAUGCCAUUUUAGUUUUUGCAAGAGUCGAGCAAAGACACCCAAUUGUGCGGGGUGCAUUUCGAAGGCAACGUGUUGAGCCCCGCAUUUUUUAAUGCCUGCUGGUUCACGAGACCCGCAUGUAUUGUCACGUUGUACAUAGGCGCGGUGAUGUCGAGCAUCGCCUUCCUGUUUUUAGUUGACGCAUCUCCCGCACCGUCGGAACAGGCGUUUGACCCUCAUUGUACGUGUCUGGCGCUAUUUCGUCGGACCUGUGCAGACACCUCCCACACUCAUCCGUGGCAUUGUUGGCAUGAUCCAUCUUUUUUUAUUAUUAUUAUUCUGGUUUUGAUUCCCGCAUUGACUUUCUCUUUUUUUUUUUCCAGAGCGUUGUUUUUAUGUACUGUUGCUUUCGAUUUUUGCUCUGAGCUCACUGUUCAAGAAAUGUGCGCUGGCAAGAAUUUUUGCAGCAUUCAUUGUCUUUCUUUGCCUUUCCCCUCAUCAACUGCUGCAGGCAUGAUAGCUGGUCUUAUGACUGAAUGCAGCACCUUUAUUACGCAGCGAUGCUUUCAUUUUCACUGAACUCAGCGCCCAGUCUGAUUCAGUGUGGUCUGCUCUUGUUUGCUGUAUUGAAAGAGUGUGAUUGUCUGAAGUGCUGUGACAGUCUACAUUUUUUUAGGCUGGACAGUGUGUUCACCGACGCUGAAUGCGCAUUUUGUGUUGUAGCCUCUGUGUUUCACUCUGUAUGUACACCUUUUUUGCUUUUUCUCCCGCGCCGAUACUCUUCGGACGCACUUCUACAAAAUAAGCAUAAGUCAAAACAGGAUGUGCCAAAAAACAAACAAAAAAGACGAGCAGAGAGAUAGAUGUGCAGAAGUGUCCCUUCUCAAGGGAGAGAGCAGUCUCACCAUGCGAUCCUUUCAGAGCAAGGAUUUUGGCGCGACGCUAUGAAAAUGAGAGUGAAUUGAGGCGACCACCGCGGUCGCAGUCUGCGUGGUUGCGAUCACCGAAUGCACCGUGACAGGGGCGCAGUACAGGACAGAGAGAGGUGCGUGGUCUGGUCGGCCGAGAAGGCAAGCAUCAUUUUGUCGGAGUCCUGGUACGUGGCUCCCGACAAGAUGGUGCCACCAAUUCCCGUCUGCUUGUGGAAGGCCUGGCGCGCUGCCGCCGUCGUGUUGCCGCAUGUGCAGCGGGGAACAGCACAGGGCACACACCACGACAGGCGUGCGCUACGAUGGCUGCCGCCACUGGCCACGACCUCCCUUCCUUCGCCGUAUCCGGUGACGUGCAGGGUCGCUGUGAGCAGAAGGCGCCGACGACUGCCGCCCGGCCAGUUUCGUCGGCGUCCAACGAGGUACGAGCAAUCGUACAAGCAUGCACGUCGGGUGGGGGACUUUGUGCCCCAUGGUACACGCGCUUUUUUUUUUUUUUUGCGCUUAUCGCAUGCACUCCGUGCACAUGAAAAACGGUCGGACAGCAGCAAGAUGGGCUGUGACUGAGUCGUCGGUGCGGAACGCAGGCGGUCUGGACCGAACAUACUUAACAGCGUUAGCGCGGACCUUUCUCCGAGGCAGCAGCAGCCAUCUCUGCUGGAACGCUCGAGCGUAUCUCUUUCACUCUCCACUCACCCGCACCCUUCUCUUGUGUCGUGUGCACGUGAUGUCUGUGAAUGCUGCUCAUGUUACCGGUACGUGCGUGCCCGGGCAAGGCACACAUGUGCGUUCUGGCUCUAUUUAACCUGCUUGUUAGUUGCACGUGUAGCGCUGCGGCCGCUUUCCCAUUUGGGUUAGGCGGGCCCUCUCUGUAGGCAUAAUAAGUGCACCAGUAAGCUUUGUAUCCUGACACUGUAUUCUUUCGUCGGCCGCUGGUUACGUUUCCCUCACCGUUGACUGCUUGCGAAGAAACUGCUUUUGGUUUCCACAAUCGGCAGUCUAGGGACUUACUCCCAUUGCUCAUUGAGGCACCAAGUUCAGCUUCCUUCGAUGGCAGUUUUCAUGCUGCAUCGUAAUCGAAAUGCUUGGUUCGCCUUCUGCAGUGGUUGAGUGGGCUCGCUUGGGCUCUGGUUGAGGCAAGGCUCCUAGCAGAAACGGCGGAGCCAUUGCCUUUUGGCUCCACCGCACCGUCAAAUAGACAGUGUCGACAGGCAUUCCGUUGCUUUGCCACAUCUCAACAGAAUGGUCGAGGCUGUUUGUGUGUAGAGCCUAGUUGCCUGCUAGCACUGGGAACCUUAAUCUUCUUCCUCCUGAGGAGUCUAGACUCUCUUCACUCUAUUUAUCUUUCUCGGUAGUUUUUAUCGUUUUUAUUGUAGCUUGUGAACGUAAACCAAUCUCGUGAGUGUGUAGUAAGCUCGAACCUAAGCCGACCUAGGGCCGACGUCCGCGACCCCUGUGUAGUCGCGGACAGCGGCGAUAGAUCGUCGCGUCGUUGUAAUCUAGCGAAAGCGCGAUUUAGGAAACAAGGUUCACUGUCUUCUCGUCUUGUCUGUGCUUUUGUGUGCGUCUUAACUGCGCGUGUACUCUUGCUCGGAAGAGGAAAAAAAUGCGAAUAAGGGAGACAAAACCACUGAAAGCGUAAAACGAAGAACUUGGUUUCGGCAUCGUCGUCUAAACGUUUGGUUGGUGUUGUUUUUCCUUGGUUUCCUUCCGGCAUCCGCAUUUUUUGCUGCUGGCUUGAUUUCUCGUGGUACCGUACUCUAGCGACGUUCGGCCUUUUUCUUACGCGUUUCGUUCUUCAGACACCUUUUCUUGCUUCCUCAGUUUCAUUGCGGAAGGUUGGGAGACGGGUCCGCACGCCGUGGCAGUCGGGCACCUUUGGCAGUCCCCGGUGUGAAAAAAGGCUUUGAUUUUUCUCUUUCACGUGGCCCACAGCCGAUUCGGUGAAUCAAGAACACGAAGAGGCGUGAAGCAGCGCACGCACGCACACUUGCUGCACAUUCGCACUGCGUGGACUUCGUGGCAUGGAGGCCAGGCAGCGGUGACAUGUGCGCCAAGGGUGAGUGAAGGAACGAAGUCACACCUUCCCAACUUCGAGAAGCCGUCGGCAGUGCAAAACAACCGCCGGGUCAACGAAUCUCAAAUUGUCCCCGGGAUGAAAGGCCACUGCGCGGAGUGUAGCUAAUGGGACACGCCCGGUGUACUUACGAUGCUCAGACUUGUCGGCAUACUUGUCUCAUGUGCCGUUGACUGGGGGCGGUGAUACACACAUGCGACGGUAGUCAUGUUGACCUUCUGGCCUUGUUGAUUUAGUGUUUCGGCCAUGUGCCCUGUUGCAUUUCUCGGCGCGAGCAGACAUCACAAAAGCGGAGCACAUGUCACUAGCCUGAACUUGCUGAAGUGUGAUCAAUGCCAAAAAGCACUUUCACUGAACAAGCUGGCACACGAAUAAGCAACACGUGCCAAUCACAAAAAACGUUAAGUAAUGGUGGGAUGGCUAAAGUUGGAACCACCAGAUUUGUGCACAAAGCUAACAGUCAUGAAGCCCCAUUCAUCUUAGCAUUGAAGUGGCACUACAGAGAAUGUCAAUUGAUAGCACCUUACAACUUCACUGGGGCCAAGUGCCGUUAACACUCUGCUUCCAUUCUCUGCCUUUCAUCCGGGCAAUAAGAAAAAUUCCAAGAUGACUGCCGGUCGCCCGACUCAGGAGACACAAAGCCCGCGUCCGAACCGUGCUGCUGACCUCCCCGUCUCGCAUCUUCCCAACAGGAGGCGUGUAGGCGUGGUCGGAACCAAACUCUUUGUCUCUCUUUUUUCUUUUCUUUUCUGUCUCUUUCGCAAAACUGGUAUAUGCAGUACACAUUCCGCAGCAGUGGGCACACCCCUGCACGCUCUGUCGGUGUUACUACAGGCCCUGCCGUCCCGACUUUGCACGAGGGUUCGUUUUCUCGCUCGCACGCCUCUCAAAGUCGCCCGGCGGAAAAGAACAGUCCCUCUGUCUCCUCGUAGCACCUCACGGGGCGUGCAAUUUGGAAACGGGGCCUGUGUUGUAACCGAUAACAGGAAAGGAAAAGAAAAAAAAAAGAUGCAGACGGUGUAAGAUGCUGUGAAGUUUUACCUCCCGUCGUCUUCAUCGUGCUCCCACCUGUCUUUUUCCCGCUGUCUCUUAGGUUCGUUCCACUGCCUCCCAUCACCUCCCCGUUGCUUCUCACUAGGCGCUUAACUUAAACGUCAUUAUGCUUGUCAACAGUUAUGAAAUUCGUGUAAAAUUAUUCCCGCCAGUCUCCCCUCCCGUGUCAUGUGUCGUACCCCGCUUUUGUACCAUUCUUUUUUUCAUGGGUGUCAUAAUUCGCGAAUCUUACUUAUAUACCGCAUAGUGCUCUCCCACCGCACCUUCCAAAGCCCCCAACUCUGGACGUGUGCCAGUUGUGGAUCCUGCAAUUCAUCUUCUUUCUUUCUUAAUUCCAGACCGUCGCGACCUUUCAUAGCCAGGUGGGACGACAGGAAAAGAAAAUGACAUUCCAUAACUGAUAUGCCUUUAGUGCAAAACGUUUUGCCAGACACACCUGUUCGUCCUGUCUUGGAGGGAAUAUGAGGAAGCGGCGAUUCCAGCUUCGUUUCCUCGACUUCACCGUUUUGUCCCUUCUUUUCUUCCCUGCCUACGUCGUUGAGUCCUCCUUUCAUCUUAUUUGUAGGCGGCGCUUUGGUUUUUCGAAAGGUCCGUCCCAACAUCUGUGGCCCUUCCGUUUUUGUGGGGGGUGUCAUUCUCUGUAUAUAUACAUAUAUAUAUGUACAUAGCCAUAUGUAUAUAUAUGUAUAUAUGCGAGCAGAUGGGAAAGAGGGGUGGAAUUUAUGUUACCUUUGUUUUUCGUGUUAACGAUUAUGUUCGUCAUCCCGUCGCAUUUUUCGUUGUGUCAUCCAGGUCUACUCGUUCUUCAGUGUUCACCUCCUCAUGUAUCGGGUAAGAUAUUCCUUGGAACAUACCUUUUCAGUUUUUUUUUUUCUUGGUAGCGGAGAUCGUGACAACCGUCCCACUUGCAGUAACCUUCGAAUUGUUCGGCCUUGCUUAACUGUUUUUUUCAUCCCAAAAUCUUUGUGCCCUGACCUGAUACGAUGUCACUUGGGGACGAAUUUUGAACGGUUGUUCUUAAAUACCUGCAUCUGCGUCACUGAGUACACCGCCGGGUGAUUGGCUUUUACAAAAAGGCAUGUGACCAGUGGAUGUGCACUCUGUACCAUCUCGUAUUAUGCAGAACUAUGACCAGUGCGAAACUUUUGUGAACGACAGCUUUAUACAAUGUGUUGAUGAAUCGAGCGUUCCGUGGUUUUGUUGAAAGAAACGUUGACACUGGUUAGAAUCGACCAAGUGAACGGCUGAUGGAACAACUUCAAGAACUUCGUUUGCUCUUCUUGAUAAGGGGAACAGUGCACGAAUUGCCGUUGUGUUACGGGUGUUUAGAAGCUGCGUGAAAUCCAUGCUGCUGAGUUUUCACGCCUACGAUCAAGGACAAAUUUGAGCUUGUGAGCAAAACUGCAGUUGAGCAAGGCUGCUAUGAUCAUCCUACUCGUUGCAGUGGGCGUUUCUAACAGACUUCACUUGUGACUGCAUGCAUCGGUCACAUGCCCCGCCCGCUGUUGUCGCCCUGUCUCAUCACAAUUGCACAAUUCUUGCUUGCAGAGUAAUUAACAUUCUGGUGUGUUGAUUUCUAAAUGUAAAACAGUCCUCGUAGUCGUGACAGCCGACUGGACAUGUUUCACUAAGAAGCCACAUUUGUUGACGUUGCCAUCGUGAACUUUGUCUAGAACGGUGGUUUCAUCUGUUUUUUUUUUUUUUUUAAGCUGCAUCAUUGUCAACCUUGCAAAGGGGGUUUUGUGUCAACCUGUGUGAAAACAAAAUGGGCGCGUAUGGGGCCACCGUCGACACUACCUGGCCCUGCCUCCUUUUUGUGCAGUGGUGUUUUGAGCCAUUGUUGGUCUAAUCUCAGCGAUGCAGCUAGUUGUGUAUUUUUUUUUCUUAUUAAUCUGAACAAAUUGAGUGCAGCUGUAUGUAGUAGGGCAUUUAUUGUUGAAAAAAAGUUGGACAAUAUUGUUGCAGACUGCAGAAAACUAGUACAAUAUUACUAAAGCCUCACAUGUUUUAUUUUUUUUACCCUUUGCCUAAUUUGCAUGUGUUCCACUGAUUAAGAAACAUAUAUAUCGAGCUGAAAGUUAAUCGAAGCGAAGUUUAAAACCUAGACCAUGGGACUGUUGUAUUGCCCUCCGAAACCUUCACAGCAUUUUUCAUGACCUGCACAUUUUUCCAACUGUGAUCUUGUUCUUUAACUUUUUUUUUGUCAGUUUUAACAGUGUCUGUGUUUUUGUAUGCAUGUGUGUUGCUAGGUUCUUUUUUUUUAUCUCUCAAAACCGAGUAAGAAAGAGAAAACAGGUUUGAAAAAGGUUUUUCCUUGUAUCACGUUGGGUUUGUCUCCACCAACCCAUUGCAAUGCUAGUCAUCCAAAAAACAGGACAUGGCUGGGACAUGGAAAACUGGUGCGAAAGAAGUGUCAUCUUUGUUUAACGAAUGAUGACAGUGUUAGUAAACAACAAGAGAAAAAUACUGCCUCUGAUUUAUGUGCUGUAUUUCUCGUAGACCAUCCUUGUUUUAAUGUUUUUCUACUUUGUGUUCUUUUCAUAUUUUUUUUAACAGAAAAGAAAGAAAUCUCUCUCAUGACACGUUUCUUUGUUGCGAUCAGGUUUCUCGAGCCUACAGGCUGAAAAAAAAAAUGAAAAAAGGAAAACACGAAAAAAGGAACAGUUGAAAAGUGACAUGUUUGAAAACUGUGUACUAGACUUCAAAAAAAAAAAUCCAUAGUGUUGUGAUAUGUAAACUCAAUAUCCUAAUAAAGGUCACAAAUGCAGUCCACA